Molecule: messenger RNA, 828 nt
Organism: Peronospora matthiolae
Lineage: Eukaryota; Oomycota; Peronosporomycetes; Peronosporales; Peronosporaceae
Source: the annotation of a GenBank genome assembly
AUGGAUGGUCUGGAGGCUCAGCCCAAGAACCUAGAGUCGUUGGGCCCCAUCCCGUUUCCUAGCACGCUACGAGCUAUGCAAUCCUUUCUCGGGAGCUUGAACUACUACCGUCGCUUCAUUGAGGAUUUCGCGGUGUAUUCCGCGGUGUUGUAUGAGUUAAGAGAAUCGGAUUUCUUCGAGAUCGGCCGAUCUCAGCUUGCAGCAGGAGACGAAUGCUCCAACGAGGGUCGAUGGACGGAAGCCAAGGUUGCUUUCACUAUGCUAAAAGCUAAGAUAGCUACAUCUCCCAUGCUCAAGCAUUUCGACCCAGAUCGGUCCCCCGUAAUCGUGGUCUACGCUAGCAAGUGGGCUGUCUCAGCGGCCCUGAUACAGGAGUACGAUGGCGUUUAUCAUCCGGUUACGUUUACUAGCCGCACUUUAAAGCCUAAUGAGCUUAACUACGGAAUGGUAGAAAAAGAAGUGCUGGCGCUACUUCGUGUGUUGGAUGCAUGCUAUACUACGCUUGCCUCGCGGGAGAUCACUGUACUGACCCGACAUUCUACGUUAGCCUGGUUGAUGCAGUCUCGAGGGCUCAACGGGAGAUCAGGACGGUGGGCUGCUUUGUUGUCAAAUUGGACUAUGGAGGUGAAGAAAUGUGAAAGAGGAGAGGAAGAAAUACUGGGCAUGUCAGCAGCGAGUAUCACUCCGAGAGGAGAGGUGGAAGAGAUGCUGAUUGCGAUCUCCCCACGAAAAGACUGUCGACUCAAAAUAUCGAUGCCUCCUCCAACGGUGGAAACAGAUGAGGAGUUGCUGGUAGCCAGCACUUUCGAUUUUCGAUGGAUCGGCUAG